AUGGGCGAUGACCAGCGUCUGAAGGCCAUCGCAGUACUAUGGGUGAUGACCGGACUAUCGUUCAUUCUCGUUCCUCUCCGUCUAUAUACGAGAAUCUAUCUUCUCAGAGGAUUGGGACUCGAUGAUCAUGUUUUCAACUUGGGUUGGGUCUUCAUGUUGUUGCAUACCAUCUUCUACACGGUUGCCGACACCAUCCCAUCGGACGACCCUCGGGCCAUGUACAUGGGAAUGAUCGGACAGACGUUUGCAAUUCUCGGUCUGGCGAUUGCGAACAUUUCGCUGGGGAUCUUCUUGCUUCGGAUUGUCGUCAAAGCAUGGCAUCGACUGUCAAUUUAUAUUGCCACGGUGAGCGUCUCACUGGUGUCUGUCUUGAUGGUCGUCGUCUUCUGGGUGCAACGCUCGCCCACUGAGAGUAUCUACGACCCGACCGUCGCUGGUCGGACGCUCAUACCUGUUCGACCGUUUUCCACGCUUCUGGGGUCAUGGUGUACCGUGGUGGACUUCUUUUUUGCCAUUAUUCCGUGGAUUUUCAUCUGGGAGCUGAACAUGAGGUUCAAGGAAAAAUUGACCAUCACCAUGAGUUUCAGCCUCGGCUUUAUAGCAGGUAUUUGCGGAAUAAUUCGAACGGUUGAGUUGAGCAAGCUAUCGGAGACCAAUUACACCGAGGGAACCGUCACGUUGAUUAUUUGGUCGGCCAUCGAGCUGGCCGUGACGCUCAUCUGUGUCGGGAUUCCCACCGUCCGACCUCUGUAUCUUAAGAUCGUCCACCGAUCGAACUCAAAAUACACGCCAGACUACAACAAAGAGACCGACAAUGGCGAGAACCUACCGCGGUUUGAGAUGCCGAUGAGGAAAUUCAACCACAUGAGGUAUCAUGAUGGGUCGUUGGACGGGGACGUGACAGACGCGAGCAUCGAGAAUCAGUAUCCGGAUUGCAUCCAGAUUCACCAUGAGGUGAAAGUUGAAGCUCACUAA
This is a messenger RNA of Aspergillus tanneri, 975 nucleotides long. RefSeq lists its product as uncharacterized. The transcript has 5 exons. NCBI's taxonomy places the organism in Eukaryota, Fungi, Ascomycota, Eurotiomycetes, Eurotiales, Aspergillaceae. The coding region runs from base 1 to 975 and encodes 324 amino acids. The record is from RefSeq and is a predicted model, not a curated record.